Malus domestica (apple) is the source of this 1217-nucleotide messenger RNA. Its product is annotated as aquaporin NIP2-1-like. Gene Ontology annotation, biological process: transmembrane transport. Gene Ontology annotation, molecular function: channel activity. NCBI's taxonomy places the organism in Eukaryota, Viridiplantae, Streptophyta, Magnoliopsida, Rosales, Rosaceae. Gene Ontology annotation, cellular component: membrane. The record is from RefSeq and is a predicted model, not a curated record.
AAGUCUCCCCACAUAGGGCAAUGAAUUGUUGGACUCUAUAUGUAGUGAUCAACUAAGCUCUUACUAGGAACCAAACCAGCCUGGAGGAUGACAUAGUUAUCCGUCAAGAGCUGCUGCAACCAUUGCACUACUUAGUUUCUUCCAUCACUAGUUUAUAAUUUUUUUGUAUUCCAGGUUUUUUAUUGUGAAUCGAGAAAUGGCUCCAAUUGAUCAGUUAGCCUCUCCAGAAAACCACCCGGCAACCUCCCAAAAUCCAAACACAUAUGAUCACAAUCCGCAGUCACCGAUUGUUGAACAACCAUAUUACCCACAUGGCUUUUUCAAAAAGGUGGUUGCAGAGAUGAUAGCAACGUAUAUGUUGGUGUUUGCCACGGCUGGCUCGGCUGCUCUUGCUGCCAGCGACGAACACCAAGUCUCAAAGCUUGGAGCUUCUAUUGCAGGAGGGCUCAUCAUAACCGUGAUGAUCUAUGCGGUCGGCCACAUCUCCGGUGCACACAUGAACCCGGCCGUCACUCUUGCUUUCGCCGCCGUUAGGCACUUUCCAUGGAAACAGGUCCCAAUUUAUGCAGUAGCUCAACUAGCAGGAUCAAUAUCUGCCUCGUUUACCCUGUAUGUACUGUUGCACCCAAUUAAACAACUAGGCACCACAUCACCUUCUGGAUCAGAGACCCAAGCUUUGAUCGCAGAGAUAAUCAUGACAUUUUCCAUGGUGUUCAUCGCCUCUGCUGUCGCAACUGAUACCAAAGCUGUAGGAGAACUAGCAGGGAUCGCAGUUGGCUCCGCGGUUUGCAUAACUUCAAUUUUUGCCGGACCAAUAUCAGGUGGAUCAAUGAACCCAGCAAGAACAAUAGGGCCAGCAAUCGCUAGUGCAUACUACAAAGGAAUAUGGGUCUAUGUCGUUGGACCAGUGAUAGGAGCCCUACUUGGUUCAUGGUCCUACAGCUUCAUUCGGGUCAGCGAUAACCCCAUCCAGGCAGUUUCACCACCCUCAUUCGCAUUCAACCUUCGUCGAAUCAAGAGCGACAGCAACGGACAACUUACCUUCAGAGACCCUCUGGAUUCAGCUUGAAAUUUCUGAGUACAGAUCAAUAUAAUUAUAUGAACUUCCAAAAGUCAGCAAAUAGUGUAAAGAAACUUACGCAUACCAGAAAACUCUCUGGAUUGAAGAUAAUGCUCUUCGUUCAAUUAUCUGUUUAUAUAUAUAUAUAUAUAUAUAU